Umbelopsis ramanniana AG is the source of this 558-nucleotide messenger RNA. RefSeq lists its product as uncharacterized. NCBI's taxonomy places the organism in Eukaryota, Fungi, Mucoromycota, Umbelopsidomycetes, Umbelopsidales, Umbelopsidaceae. The transcript is spliced from 4 exons. Bases 1 to 558 code for a protein of 185 amino acids. The record is from RefSeq and is a predicted model, not a curated record.
AUGAAGCUCAGUUUGGCCUUACCCGCUUUAUUUAUAUUAGGCAGACUCGAUACUGUAUUCUCAGCGGCCGUUGUGCCCUCAGAUGCUUGCAUACCAAUUGCCUCGAAGCUUCUCAAAGAAGGGUUGCAAUACGAAGUUCAGAAUCAGGUCUGCGUCAGAUCGAAGUUUCCAUUUAUAAAGCCGUCAUAUCAAACACAGAGCUUUAGUUCAGGGCCGUCGGCCGUUGUGUUCGAUGCUGGGUUCAAAGGCUUCCCCAAGUUCUACAAGGUACACGCAGUACCGAAUCAGCUCACAGUAUACGACGACCUCAACUCCAUUACAUUGGAGCUUGUGAAAGAGAGCGUCUUCGACCUAUCUGGAUGUUAUAUCACAACGGCUCAUAGAGGGUUUGACUUUGAUAAAGUGUACAUGGCCAAAGUGGAUGACUUCAUACCAGCCAUACCCUUGCUCUUUCCUGACUGCAAUGUGUCGUCUAUUGACAGUAAAACGAAUCAAGUCAUUCCAGGAGACUCACGGAAUGUUACAUAUGUCGCUAAGUUGAGCUUCUACUCCAUUUGA